Phragmites australis (common reed) is the source of this 1002-nucleotide messenger RNA. RefSeq lists its product as uncharacterized. Gene Ontology annotation, molecular function: protein binding. The record is from RefSeq and is a predicted model, not a curated record. The transcript is spliced from 3 exons. NCBI's taxonomy places the organism in Eukaryota, Viridiplantae, Streptophyta, Magnoliopsida, Poales, Poaceae. The coding region runs from base 1 to 1002 and encodes 333 amino acids.
AUGGAGACGGAACUCGCGGGCCUGCCCGAGGACGUGCUUGCCGAUGUCCUCCGACGAUUGCCGGCGCGGAGCCUCGCCACGGCCGCAUGCGUCUGCAAGGUGUGGCACACCAUCGUCGAUGCCCGCGCGCUGCUGCUCCCGUACCGGAGGCUUCUCCCGCACUCGGUGCAUGGCAUCUUCAUCAAUUACAUCGGCCACAGACGCCCACACUUGUUCGCUCGCCCCUCCUCAUCGUCCACGAUCCCUAAAAUCGGAUUCAUGCCCAACGACAGCAGGGACUCGUGGUCGGUCCUGGACCACUGUAAUGGUCUCCUCCUCCGCGAAUACGAGUGGGAGAGCGGGCUCUGCGUGUGCAACCCCGCGACGCGGCGGUGGCAAGUGCUUCCCCGGCACGAUGAGGAACGCCUCUACUACUAUGCCGGCGCCUACCUCGUGUUUGAUCCAGCCGUGUUCGAGGUCUUGUUGAUUCCCGAUGUGCCAAAGCCAUCGCCCACAGACCACCAGAAGGUUGAUGAGGAGCGGCGUGCGCUGCUACGGCAGCAAGAGAUGGACACGCCGUUCUGCCUAGAUUGGCUCUUCUCGUCGCCAAGCGUGGAAUUUCCACCGUCGCCAUGGAGGCUGAACGUGUUCUCAUCAAGGACGGGUCGGUGGGAGGGUAGGGCCUUUGUCAGGGAAGGGGAGCCAGCGGGGACAAUCAAAGACAUUUGGGGAGAAAAAUUUUAUAGGACCGUUAAUGAAGUUGAUGAUGCGGAGUACCACUAUGGAGAAUUUCAGAUUCUUGGAUUCCAUCCUUACAAGGAAGUCGUCUUUUUAGAUCAAUGGUUGAGGGUAGUAGCCUAUCAUUUGAGUAGCUCAAAAGUUCAAUAUUUGGGCAACUCACGCCCAAAAAGUUACUAUCAUAACCAUACAAACGGUAUGUAUGAGUCGUUCCUCUACACUCCAUGUAUGAUUGGAGAUCCUCUUCAUGGUGACAGUACUAGCCAGAGUUCAUCCAAAGAUUAG